Olea europaea var. sylvestris is the source of this 5153-nucleotide messenger RNA. Its product is annotated as ubiquitin carboxyl-terminal hydrolase 12-like. Bases 183 to 4676 code for a protein of 1497 amino acids. Gene Ontology annotation, cellular component: nucleus; cytosol. Gene Ontology annotation, molecular function: cysteine-type endopeptidase activity; protein binding; cysteine-type deubiquitinase activity. The record is from RefSeq and is a predicted model, not a curated record. The transcript has 36 exons. Gene Ontology annotation, biological process: protein deubiquitination; regulation of protein stability. Lineage: Eukaryota; Viridiplantae; Streptophyta; Magnoliopsida; Lamiales; Oleaceae.
AUUUCCAAAUUUCCCCUCCAAGUCUCCCAAUUUCGUCAUCACCCAGAAGUGUUUCUUUUUCACAACACUCGCUCUCUCUCUCUCUCUCUGGUUUUUAUGUGUAUGUAUACACACACAGUCGUAUAGUAUCCCCGAUCACACGGCGUUAAUCACCACCCCUGACCCUCACGACCUCUCACCCGAUGGACCAGUCAGAGGAGGACGAGAUGCUGGUUCCUCGUGCUGAUUUCGUACCGGAAGGCCCUCAACAAAUGGAAGUUGAACCUAUGGAAGUAACGAAUACAGUGGAUGCCCUAGCAGUGGAUGAUCCACCUUCAGCCCAGUUUACAUGGACAAUUGAGAAUUAUUCGAGGUUGAAUAUGAAGAAGCUUUAUUCUGAAAUUUUCAUCGUGGGAGGAUACAAAUGGAGAGUGCUUAUAUUUCCGAAGGGUAAUGAUGUUGAACAUUUGUCGAUGUAUCUUGAUGUUGCGGAUUCUACAACUUUGCCCUAUGGUUGGAGUAGAUAUGCACAAUUUAGCUUGUCAGUGAUCAAUCAAAUUCAUAGCAAACUCACCGUUAGGAAAGACACACAUCACCAGUUUAAUGCUAGAGAAAGUGAUUGGGGCUUCACUUCAUUUAUGCCUCUUAAUGAACUAUAUGACCCCGGUAGAGGUUAUCUUGUGAGUGAUACAUGUGUAGUCGAGGCUGAUGUUGCUGUUCGUAAAGUUGUUGAUUACUGGUCACAUGACUCAAAGAAGGAGACAGGUUAUGUGGGUCUCAAGAAUCAGGGAGCUACAUGUUAUAUGAACUCUCUCCUCCAGACACUGUACCAUAUUCCUUAUUUCAGAAAGGCAAUAUAUCACAUGCCAACCACAAAGAAUGAUAAUCCAUCAGGAAGCAUCCCUUUGGCUUUGCAGAGUUUAUUCUAUAAGCUCCAGUACAAUGAUACUAGUGUAGCAACAAAAGAGUUGACAAAAUCUUUCGGAUGGGAUACAUAUGAUUCGUUUAUGCAGCAUGAUGUUCAAGAGCUAAAUAGAGUUCUUUGUGAAAAACUUGAAGACAAAAUGAAAAGAACUGUUGUGGAGGGUACGAUACAACAAUUAUUUGAAGGACACCACAUGAAUUAUAUUGACUGUAUCAAUGUAGACUAUAAAUCUGCAAGGAAGGAAUCUUUUUAUGAUCUCCAGCUUGAUGUCAAAGGCUGCAAGGAUGUGUAUGCUUCUUUUGACCAAUAUGUGGAAGUGGUACCCCUUGAGGGUGACAAUAAAUAUCACGUUGAGCAAUAUGGUUUGCAGGAUGCCAGGAAGGGUGUCCUGUUCACCAAUUUCCCACCUGUUCUCCAGCUUCAGUUAAAAAGAUUUGAAUAUGAUUUUAUUCAGGAUACUAUGGUAAAGAUUAAUGACCGUUAUGAGUUCCCUUUGCAACUUGAUCUUGACGUUGAGAAUGGAAAAUACAUGUCUCCUGAUGCAGAUAGGAGUGUUUGCAACCUCUACACGCUUCACAGUGUUUUGGUUCACAGCGGUGGGGUGCAUGGUGGACAUUAUUAUGCUUAUAUCAGGCCAACCCUUUCUGAUCAGUGGUUCAAAUUUGAUGAUGAACGUGUAACCAAAGAAGACAUGAAGAGAGCAUUGGAAGAGCAGUAUGGUGGUGAGGAAGAGUUACCACAGACAAACCCUGGAUUCAAUAAUUCACUAUUCAAAUUUACAAAAAAUUCAAACGCAUACAUGCUUGUGUAUAUACGUGAAAAUGACAAGGAUAAAAUAAUUUGCAACGUGGAUGAGAAGGAUAUUACAGAACACCUGAGGAUAAGAUUGAAGAAAGAACAAGAGGAAAAGGAGCAAAAGAGAAAGGAAAAAGCAGAGGCACACCUCUACACUAUCAUUCAGAUUGCUCGUGAUGAGGACCUAGUUCAGCAGAUUGGCAGGGAAAUAUACUUUGAUCUUGUGGAUCAUGACAAAGUUAGCACUUUUCGUAUUCAGAAACAGCUGUCUUUUUAUCAUUUUAAGUCUGAGGCUAUUCCAGUUGGGGAGGUUAAUAAUGUCGAGGAGCUGGAUGAUAUAUUGGGUUGUAAGGUUGCGCAGUUGCCAAUGUCAUAUCUAGGACUCCCAUUAGGGGCACGAUUUAAAAGUACCCAUAUCUGGAAUGGUAUUGUGGAAAGGAUGGAGAGAAGGUAUAUCCGACGGGGAUGGAGUGCAUUUUUGGACAAACUGAAGUUUGUGGUUGGAAAUGGUAAUGAGAUUAAAUUUUGGGAUGAUUGUUGGUGCGGAGAUCAACCGCUGAAGGAGAGAUUCCCUUCUUUGUAUCGUAUUGCCUCAGUGUCCACUGCCAUGGUGAGUGAUUCCUUAGACAUUCAUAAUGGGAGUUAUAGUUGGAAUAUAACUUUUGGGAGGGAUCUUCAGGAUUGGGAAUUGGAAAAUUAUUCACUAUUUAUGACCAUUUUACAUGAGGCCCAAAUUCGAAUUGGAGAGAGGGAUUGCAUCAGGUGGAGGAUAGCACAGGAUGGCAUUUUUUCGGUUUGCUUGUACUUUGGUUCCCUCAUGGGAUGUGUGAAUAAUUCAUUCCCAUGGAAGUUGGUUUGGCAGUGUAAAUUGCCUCCUCGGGUGGCAAUCCUAUUGUGGACAGUUGUGAGGGGACAGGUCUCAACGGUAGAUAAUCUUCGUCGUAAAGGCUUUUAUGCAACCGAGUGGUGUUAUAUGUGUAAGAAGGAUGGGGAGACAAUUGAUCAUUUGUUCAUUCAUUGUGAUGGUGUACGUUGGAUUUGGAACAGUAUAAUCAGUUCACAAUCUAUGGAUUGGGUGAUGCCUCAUCGUAUAGAGGACGUGAUACGGGCAUGGCGUAGAAAACUUCGGGAUAAAGAUAGCAAACUAGUAUGGCACCUUAUCCCGGGUUGUAUUGUUUGGUGCGUGUGGAGAGAAAGGAACAACCGUUGCUUCGAAGACCAAACAAAGACAAGAGAGCAGAUAAGAGAAACAUUUUACUUUACCUUGUAUUCUUGGUUUAAUGCUGUGGCUAGAAAUCCUGUAGAUGGGUGGCCUAAUUUCAUGUCUUUCCUUAAUAGCUUAAAGGUUGGUAAUUAUUUUGUGGCUGAAUUUGGAGAAAGAUGUUAUCUUCUGUUCCAUCAUGUUAUCAAGAAAUGUGAUAGAACAUAUGUUGGAUAUGCAGCAAGAGGUUUUACCAUUUAUGUGUGUAUUUAUGCUUUUAACAAGAGUUGCUUUUUAAACGUGAAGCAAUGGUGGUUGAUUGAUUUUGUGUGCAUUUACAAUUUUUUGUCCUUAAUUUGCAUUCAGGUUGGACAAUUGAGAGAAGUAUGCAGCAAAGCAAAUAAUGCUGAGCUAAAAUUGUUCUUGGAAGUAGAACAUGACUUGGAUUUGCAGCCUAUCCCUCCUCCCGAGAAAACUAAGGAGGAUAUUCUUCUGUUCUUCAAAACUUAUGAUCCCAUCAAAGAGGAGCUGCGGUAUGUUGGACGGCUUUUCGUGAAAGUCAAUGGUAAACCAACAGACAUAUUGAUAAAGCUUAAUGAAAUGGCUGGCUUUGCUCCCAAUGAAGAAAUUGAACUCUUUGAGGAAAUCAAAUUUGAACCUAACGUCACGUGUGAAUAUGUUGACAAGAAGCUAAGUUUCUGUGGCAAUCAGCUUGAAGAUGGGGAUAUCAUUUGCUUUCAGAAAUCCCUUCAAAGUCAAAGCAGUGAACAAUAUCGUUAUCCAAUUGUCCCUGCAUUUUUGGAUUAUGUGCGUAAUCGCCUGGUUGUUCACUUUCGUUCAUUGGAGAAACUCAAGGACGAUGAAUUCUGUUUGGAGCUUUCAAAGCAGAACAAUUACGAUGAAGUCGUAGAAAGUUUGGCUCGCCAUCUUGGCAUGGAGGAUCCAUCUAAAAUCAGGCUUACACCGCAUAACUGCUACUCACAACAACCUCAACCUCAACCAAUAGAGUACCGUGGAGUGGACCGUCUUACAGACAUGCUUGUUCAAUAUAAUCAGAUUUCGGAUAUUUUGUAUUAUGAAGUGUUGGAUAUUCCUUUGCCAGAACUGCAAGGCCUCAAAACUCUUAAAGUUGCUUUUCAUCAUGCCACCAAGGAUGACGUGGUUAUUCAUACCAUAAGGUUACCUAAACACAGUACUGUGUGGGAUGUCAUUAAUGAUCUCAAGACCAGGGUUGACUUGUCUCAUCCUGAGGCUGAAUUGAGAUUGCUGGAGGUUUUCUAUCACAAGAUAUAUAAGAUUUUCCCUCAUCAUGAAAAAAUCGAGAAUAUAAAUGAUCAAUGCUGGACGUUACAUGCAGAGGAGGUAACGGCGUUGUUCAAAUUUUAUUUGCAACAAACAAUUCCUGCAAACCAGCAACUUGACUCAUUUCUAAAAGCACUGGAUGACAUGCCACUUGACAACCUAUAUAAACUUGUUGACUCUGUAUUAAACACGCAAUACGGUGAAACUUUGGCUGAGGUUAAAGUACGCAUUCAGAAGAAGUUGCAGGUUCCAGAUGAGGAGUUUUCCAGGUGGAAGUUGGCAUUUUUGAAUUUUGGUCGUACCGAGUAUCUUCGAGACACUGACAUUGUAUUAAGUCAUUUUCAGAGAAGAGAUGUUUACGGUGCUUGGGAACAAUACCUUGGAUUAGAGCAUUCUGAUAAUGUUCCGAAACGGUCUUAUGCUGCCAGACAGAACCGGCAUACAUAUGAGAAACCAGUUAGAAUCUGCAAUUAGUAAAUAUUCAUGAAAUUAAAGCACACCUGAACUGCAAAGCUUCAUCAGCUGUAGGGGUUUCGAACACUGGGGAGUAAAUUAGUAAGGAAAGGCAAUAUAUGUGCAGCUAGAGUUACAGUUGAUUUGCAAUUCCUUUUCUACAAAGUUGGUGUAGCAUAUGCAGCCUGUCAAUAUUCCGUACCUAGCCGCUUUCUCGAGCACCUCACAAUUGUGUUGAGGGUAUUCAGGUGGAAAUUCAACUUGGUUCCCUUGUAAAAAUUUUGGAUGGGGAUGUAUAGAGGGGUAUAGACACAUUUUUAACUUCCUCCCUCCUCCUGUAUUUUUAUUUUAUUUUUGCUCUCCCAAUUUGGUGAAUGUUAGGUGAAGAGAGAGGAGAAAUGUAUAUUGUUGACUUACCAUUUGCUCAAAUAUUUCUAAUUCAUUCUUUUUUCUCCAUAAUAAUCAAUAACAGUGUGAGGAUUUCUCAGCUUAGCAGCA